CCACAACCUUAUCUUUAAUGUUAUCUCUACAUGUUCACCAUUCAGUCUGAUUAUUGUCUUGAAUUCCAGAACAUCGAAACCAGUAAAAAUGAGCGGGGAAAAGAAAGAUUACGUUCAAAGUGUUAUUAAAAGCGACAAGAUCGUAAUAUUCUCAAAAUCCUACUGCCCCUACUGCACAAUGGCCAAGGAAGUAUUCGACAAAAUAAAGGAGAAAUACACCCUCAUAGAACUUGAUGAGAGGGACGAUGGCGAUGAAAUCCAAGGAAUACUGGGCGACUUAACCGGGGCAAGAACUGUCCCAAGGGUUUUUGUUAAAGGAGACUGCCUGGGAGGUGGUUCUGAUGUUAAAGCCUUACUCGAAAAAGGAGAAUUACAGAAAAUUGUUUCAUAAGUAUUAAAUAUGAGAUGCCGUUCCUUAAUUAAUGUUAAAGCUUUUUUAUUGAGACUCUUAAUAAAUUUGUUUGAUUUUAACCUUUUUUUUUAAUAAACUUACCUUGAUACAGGUUUUGAUUAUAUUUGUUCUUCAUAUUUGUCCAAUAAACGUUUUUUAAUCACAAAUACAAUAUUUUAUAC
Brassicogethes aeneus is the source of this 573-nucleotide messenger RNA. NCBI's taxonomy places the organism in Eukaryota, Metazoa, Arthropoda, Insecta, Coleoptera, Nitidulidae. The record is from the annotation of a GenBank genome assembly.